Messenger RNA from Moneuplotes crassus, 1160 nucleotides. The record is from the annotation of a GenBank genome assembly. NCBI's taxonomy places the organism in Eukaryota, Ciliophora, Spirotrichea, Euplotida, Euplotidae.
AUGGCUAAUUGGACAGCUCGUGAUCUAAAUACGAAUAUUCAGGAGCAAGAAGAUGUGUUAAAUAAAACACCUACCUUCUACGACCUUGCAAAUUCGAGUCAAGUUACCAUUUCCGAUGCUAAUCCGAACUUCUUUAACUUCCAAGACAAUACUGAAAACAAAAUUCUGGAAAUUUCAAAAAGCCCAUUUUUAAUGAAGGAGGAAACCAAGGUGAAUAAGAGAUACUCUAAUAAUAAGAUUAAUAGAAUUCGAAAGGUAAACCUGGAUGCCUUAAGGAAACCAAAUUCUGAAGCAGGAAUUCCUCUGAAUAAAGAUUUCCAAUUCAAUUACUUCAGGUAUUUUAAAUAUAAGCAUAUGAUGAAGAAGUUAAAGAAAUAAGAUCAUGAAUGAACUCAGCAGGAAUUCAGAAUUUAACCCUACCAAGCAAGAGGUCAUGGUCAAGAAGUCUUGUUUCAAGGACUUUGAAAAUAAAUUAAGCAUCGUAACUGAUAAACUUCAGUAUUAUACCCAAAAACUCAAGAAAGCAGGAGUUGAUGUGAAUAACCAGGAGAUUGAAGAUCUGAACAAAAUCUCACCAAAGUUUACAAAAGAAACUAUAAAGCCCAAGAAAGUAUUUAAGAAUCCCAACAUCAAAACAUUUGAGAAGUCUCUUGAUAUAUCAACAAGAAGUAAAAGGAGAGUUAAAGGAAAGCUUCGUCAGAAAUUUAGAAGUCUUUCUACAAUGCCUCGACUCAGAAGUAAAUAAGAGAUGAAUGAGAAAUUUUAAACUCCAGAAAAACUCUAUAGGCAAGGAAUAUCCUUAAUACUCUAGAUUAUACAAACAGAGGACCUGUGAGGCUACCAAAGAGCAUUGUCAUAAAAUAACAGGCAAAAAAUCCAGAGAACUAUAAUUACGAUAAAUUCAGAAACUCCAAGAUUAACAGAUAAAGGAAGACUUCCUAAAAUUAACAGAAGGUAUAAUAAGAGAUCAGUAAUACGAUCACAUCAAAGCCGAAAAGGUAGCAGAUUGCGUCAAAGAAAAUCCACCAAUGAUGCCAAAUCUUCACGAAGGUACUCUAUAACAAGAAGUUCAGUCAGAACUAGAAGAGGGAUCACUAAAGAAAGAAGCAGAUUUGAUGGAAAUCUAAGCCCUCAUUAUGGGAAGAACAUAUUUACUUGGU